GACCGGGGCAGGCUCGACAGACUAUGGUCGGCAAUUACGUGUGGUGGCUUUGCUCCCCAUCGAGUUGCUGCUGGGUCGCUGGAUGGGCUUAAUACUUCGAUUGAUGCCUAUACCAACCUAGUCCAAUAUUUUUUUCUGGUGGUUGUGAUCAUUUGCGACGACAUCCACUUAUUCCAUGUUUUUGUGCAACGAGUUAUAUGGAUUGCUGACACAGUAUUGAGCGACUUAACAGGAAAGUUGGAAUUACGCCCAUCCGCAAAUAUUUCUUUUAAGUUUAACACAAACAACCAUGCGGAUUACUCAAGCCUUAAUGUCACAAGUUGGGAAGAUGACAAAACUUUACAGCAAUCUGCCAGAAUCUUACAUCAAGAGAGCAAUGGAAAAGGGCCGAGUGGGCUGGCGCACACCCAAGGCGGUGCAGUACCAGCCAAAGGAAAUCAAGAAAAAACACUAUCGCUUUACAAUGAACCGGCCAUGGACGGAGGAGUUCAGCCGACAGAACCGCGUCACUCGCAAGAAGGUGUAUGUCAAGCCGAUCCUCAACUGGAACUACUUUCGCGGGGAUGUGGUGGAGGUGUUGGUCGGUAAGGACAAGGGCAAGAUUGGCACCGUCAUCCAAGUGAUAGAGGAGCGCAACUGGGUGGUGGUCGAGGGCCUGAACACCCACUACCGACGAGUGGGGAGAACGUCCGAGUUCCCCGGCACGUUGAUCACCUCCGAGGCGCCGCUGCUCGUCGACGACCAGGUGUCGCUGCUGGACCCCGCUGACAAUACGCCGUGCAGCAUCGAGUGGCGGUUCACCGAGGGGGGCGAGCGCGUGCGUGUCUCCACUCGCUCGGGCCGCAUCAUCCCGAUGCCAACCCAGGCGCAGGAGACGCACGACUACAAGACGGCCGACACUUACCGGGAGAACGCCAAGGACACGACCGCCGACGACCUCACCAUCAUCUCGUUCCAGCCCAAGCUGAAGACGUUCGAGAUGGACGUCAUGGAGGGUGUGGGCAUCGAGCCCGGACCGCCGCCUGCCGACACGCACUGGUACUAGCCGUUACGUGGGCGGGCGCGCGGGGCGCCUGUGUCGUGAGUCGCGAGUGUCGUCGGACUUUGCGCGUGAUUGGAUGUCACGUGAGGAGAGCCUGUUGGGCGCC
This is a messenger RNA of Pollicipes pollicipes, 1148 nucleotides long. RefSeq names its product mitochondrial ribosomal protein L24 (gene mRpL24). Bases 290 to 1045 code for a protein of 251 amino acids. NCBI's taxonomy places the organism in Eukaryota, Metazoa, Arthropoda, Thecostraca, Pollicipedomorpha, Pollicipedidae. Gene Ontology annotation, biological process: translation. Gene Ontology annotation, molecular function: RNA binding; structural constituent of ribosome. Gene Ontology annotation, cellular component: ribosome. The record is from RefSeq and is a predicted model, not a curated record. The transcript has 4 exons.